UUGGCUCACAAGAAGUAAAUGUGUGACGUAUUUAAUCGCUUGGGAAGUAAAUAAUCAAGGUUUGGUACGAAACAAAGUUUUGUGCUUUAGUUUUUGGAGUACAAAGUUAAAUCGACAUUUUAUCACAUGAUCGUUUUUUCGUUUGUCUCUUGAAACUCUAAUGUUAAAUCGCAAAUACUAUUGUCAAGUCUGAAUCGUUGACUGCACGUCAUUUUAAGGUUGACAGUUCAGUUGGAGGAGAUGUGGCCUGAUAAAUAUGUUAUUGCAUGUUACUGAUUUACGGCUUUAGCAGAAAAAAACCUGUAGAAAAGUAAAGUUAUUGGAAAACUCCAUGUGGAGAAGAGUGGCGGUACUUGGACCUUCGGUGUCAAACAGAUUUGCAAUCGCAGGUUGUCUUGAUAAGGGCAUAAUGUCUCGUAAAUUGCACGCGAGAAGGAUUGAAGGAAUUGACAAAAAUAUAUGGGUGGAAUUCACUCAGCUGGCUGCCGAUUAUAAGUCUGUCAACCUGGGUCAAGGGUUCCCUGAUUUCCCCCCUCCUAGCUUCAUUCAGGAAGCCUUCUGCAACGCACUGAAUGGAGGUUUCGCCAUGCACCAGUACACACGUGCUUUUGGCCACCCAAAUCUUGUGAAGAUCCUGGCCAAGUUCUUCAGUAGGAUUGUUGGCCGGGAAAUAGAUCCCAUGGAAGAUAUCUUGGUUUCUGUUGGAGCAUAUCAAGCACUUUUCUGCACCUUCCAGGCUCUUAUUGACGAGGGUGAUGAGGUGAUUAUUGUGGAGCCAUUCUUUGACUGUUAUCAACCAAUGGUAAAGAUGGCGGGAGGAACAGCUAUAUAUGUCCCCCUUAAACCAAGGGAAUGCUGUGGUCCUGCUUUAUCCAGUGCUGACUGGGUGUUGUCUCCUGAAGAGUUGGCGAGUAAAUUUAGUCCUCGUACCAAAGCCAUUGUCUUUAACACUCCUAAUAACCCUCUUGGCAAGGUCUAUCUGCAGGAAGAACUUCAGGUGAUUGCUGACUUAUGCAUUAAACAUGAUGUCAUUUGCAUCAGCGACGAGGUGUACGAGUGGCUCACAUAUGAUGGAACAAAACAUGUGAAGAUCGCCAGUCUGCCAGGUAUGUGGGAACGCACUGUCACCAUUGGGAGUGCUGGCAAGACUUUCAGUGCCACAGGGUGGAAGGUGGGUUGGGCAAUGGGAUCAGCGCAUAUCCUGAAGCACUUAAAAACCGUCCAUCAGAACUCAGUGUAUCACUGUGCCACAGCUGCCCAGGAAGCCGUAGCAGUAGGUUUUCAGAGGGAAUAUGAUUUAUUUGGAACAGAGGAUAGCUAUUUCGUCCAGUUACCCCUCCAUCUUCAUGAAAAGCGACUGAGACUGGCAGAUUGUCUGAAGAGCGUUGGCCUGAAACCUAUUCUGCCCCAGGGAGGAUACUUUAUGAUUGCAGAUAUCUCAAAUAUUAAUAUCAACCUUACUGACCCUAGUACUACAGACGAACCCUAUGACUACAGAUUUGUGAAAUGGCUCAUAAAAGAGAAGGGCCUGGCAACUAUCCCUGUGUCUGCAUUCUACAGUCCAGAACACAGAGAAGAAUUCCAGAAAUACAUCCGAUUCUGCUUCGUAAAGGAGGACUCUACCCUGCAAGCAGCAGAGGACAUCCUGAGGCAGUGGAGUAAAAGCAAAUGAAAAUUUAAUAUACUGACAGUAUAGGCCUUCAAGCAGUGUGAAAAGCAAAGUGAAAAUGAGAGUUUGGGAUAUGCAUAGUUAUUUAAAAAGCAUUUGUUUCUAGGGUUGGGGAUAGUUCACCCCUAAAAUUAAAAUUAAGUCAUCAUUUACUCGCCCUGGUGUUGUUCUAUUCCAUCUUUAUCGGAACACAAAAGAAUAAAUAAAUAAAUUAACGUCUUGCUCGCACUCAUAAUUUUAAUGGCAGCCAAUAUUGUUUCCUGAAUCAAGCUAAUUAAAAAGGACUCAAAAGGACCAUAGUAUGGUCCCAUGUGUCAUGUGCUUCAAGUAUUCUGGGGGUAUAUGAUAGGGCUUAGUAAAAAACAAACCGAAAUUGAAUGUAUUAUUUACAGAAAAUCCUGACCUUGGCCUUUCUUCUUCUGUACACGGCAUACAUUCAUGAGACUCUGAUAGGGCUGCAGUUCACUCUGA
Molecule: messenger RNA, 2140 nt
Organism: Pimephales promelas (fathead minnow)
Lineage: Eukaryota; Metazoa; Chordata; Actinopteri; Cypriniformes; Leuciscidae
Gene: kyat1
Product: kynurenine aminotransferase 1
Biological process (GO): biosynthetic process
Cellular component (GO): mitochondrion; cytoplasm
Molecular function (GO): L-kynurenine:2-oxoglutarate transaminase activity; pyridoxal phosphate binding
Source: RefSeq, a predicted model, not a curated record